AUGUUGUCUCUGAGAAAACUCACCUCUGCGUGCGUUCUGGCGGCCAUGUCGGUCCAGCCUGUAUCGUCAACCCUGCUCUAUGUCGCCUCCCACGCUGGAACGGUUACGACUCUCGAUCUUCAGUCUUCUGGAUCCGGUAGCACGUCUCUCAAGGCAAUCUCUGAGACAAGAGAAUGCGCUGCCAACCCGUCCUGGCUUACCCUCGACCAAGACAAGUCUCUCUUGUACUGCGCGGACAGAGGUCUCACCAAUCCCAAUGGCACAUUGGUCUCUUUCGAGAAGUCUGAGAACGGUACCCUCUCUCCCCUCGGCAAGUUGGAGACGAUCAAGGGUGCUGUCAGUUCUGUUGUGUACGGCAAGGAUGGCGGUGGAAUCGCGCUCGCGUCUUACCCGGCUUCGUCAUUCGAGGUCUUCUCCGUCGCGGACCCCAGCGACAUCAAGCGGUUGCAGUCUUGGACGUACGCGCUGAGUGAACCGGGGCCGAAGCCCGCGCAGAAUGCCCCGCAUCCCCACGAAGCCAUCCUGGACCCCACGGGGGAGUACGUCUUAGUGCCGGACCUGGGAGCCGACGUUGUGCGGAUCUUCAGCGUCAACCAGGACUCGUACGAGUUGACGCCUCUUACCCCUCUCAGCGUGGCGGUCGGCAGUGGACCUCGACACGCGAGGUUCCUCGUCGUUGGCCAGAAGACUUACUUCUUCGUCCUUGCUGAGCUCGGAAACACAAUCACCACUUACGAGGUUACCUACAACCAAGACAAGACUCUGGCGUUCAAGGAGGUCUUCGUGGUUGGAACUCACGGGCCGGAUAACGUGGUGCCGGUUGGUGCUGCCGCAGCUGAAAUUCACAUUUCUCCUGACUCGGAGUACUUGAUCAUCUCUUCGCGCAACGUGAGCACGUUCAGCAUCCCCAACUUCGACAAGACCAACAGCACCGAGAUCCAGUCCGAUGCACUGGCGACCUUCGCGAUCAACCACGAGACCGGUCACUUGAACUUCACUCAGCUUUACCCUGCUGGCGGCAGAAUCCCUCGUCAAUUCUCCAUCAACAAGGCCGGAGAUCAGGUUGCUGUGGGACUUCAGUCAGACGGUCGCGUCGUUGUGAUCAGCCGUGAUGUCAAGACCGGUCUUCUCAAGGACUUCAUUGCCGACAUCUCCAUUGCUGGAGAGGUUGUCUGUGUGAUUUACGACGAAUAG
Messenger RNA from Colletotrichum karsti, 1194 nucleotides. RefSeq names its product extracellular aldonolactonase. The transcript is spliced from 3 exons. NCBI's taxonomy places the organism in Eukaryota, Fungi, Ascomycota, Sordariomycetes, Glomerellales, Glomerellaceae. The coding region runs from base 1 to 1194 and encodes 397 amino acids. Gene Ontology annotation, molecular function: protein binding; 6-phosphogluconolactonase activity. The record is from RefSeq and is a predicted model, not a curated record.